This is a messenger RNA of Myotis myotis, 1390 nucleotides long. RefSeq names its product GA-binding protein alpha chain-like. Gene Ontology annotation, molecular function: DNA-binding transcription factor activity, RNA polymerase II-specific; sequence-specific DNA binding. The record is from RefSeq and is a predicted model, not a curated record. Gene Ontology annotation, cellular component: nucleus. Lineage: Eukaryota; Metazoa; Chordata; Mammalia; Chiroptera; Vespertilionidae. Gene Ontology annotation, biological process: cell differentiation; regulation of transcription by RNA polymerase II.
GGGGCUGAGCUUCUGAAGUACUUCAACCAUGACAAAAGGAGAAGCAGCGGAGCUGAUAGAAAUUGAAAUUGAUGGAACAGAGAAAACAGAAUGCACAGAAGAAAGCAUUGUAGAACAGACCUACACCCCAGCUGAAUGUGUAAGCCAGGCCAUAGACGUCAAGGAGCCAAUAGGCAAUUUAAAGAAACUACUAGAACCAAGACCACAGUGUUCUUUGGAUGCUCAUGAAAUUUGUCUACAAGAUUUUCAGCUGGAUCCAGAACGAAGUUUAUUUGACCAAGGAGUAAAGACAGAUGGAACUGUACAACUUAGUGUGCAGGUAACUUCUUACCAAGGAAUGGAACCAAAGCUCAACAUCCUUGAAAUUGUUAAACCUGCGGAAACCGCUGAAGUAGUCAUUGAUCCAGAUGCUCAUCAUGCUGAAGCAGAAGCACAUCUUGGUGAAGAAGCUCAAGUGAUAACUCUUGAUGGCACAAAACACAUGACAACCAUUUCAGGUGAAACCUCGGAAGAAGUGACAAGAUGGGCUGCCGCACUAGAAGGUUAUAGGAAAGAGCAAGAACGCCUUGGGAUACCGUAUGACCCUAUACAGUGGUCUACAGACCAAGUCUUGCGUUGGGUAGUUUGGGUCAGGAAGGAAUUCAGCAUGACUGAUAUAGACCUCAGCACACUCAACAUUUCAGGACGAGAAUUAUGUAGUCUCAACCAAGAAGAUUUUUUUCAGAGGGUCCCUCGGGGAGACAUUCUCUGGGGUCAUCUGGAGCUUCUUCGAAAAUAUGUAUUGGCAAGCCAGGAACAACAGAUGAACGAGAUAGUUACAAUUGAUCAACCUGUCCAAAUUCUUCCAGCAUCAGUUCAGUCUGCAACACCAACUACCAUUAAAGGUAUAAACAGCAGUGCAAAGGCAGCUAAAGUACAAAGAGCUCCAAGGAUUCCACCUGGGAACAGAACAGGAAACAAUGGCCAGAUUCAACUGUGGCAGUUUUUGCUAGAACUUCUUACUGACAAGGAUGCUCGAGACUGCAUUUCUUGGGUUGGUGAUGAAGGCGAGUUUAAACUAAAUCAGCCUGAACUGGUUGCACAAAAAUGGGGACAACGUAAAAAUAAACCUACAAUGAACUAUGAGAAACUCAGUCGUGCAUUAAGGUAUUAUUAUGAUGGAGACGUGAUUUGUAAAGUUCAGGGCAAGAGAUUUGUGUACAAGUUUGUCUGUGACUUGAAGACUGAUAUUGGAUACAGUGCAGCAGAGUUGAACCGUUUGGUCACAGAGUGUGAACAGAAGAAACUUGCAAAGAUGCAGCUCCAUGGAAUCGCCCAGCCUGUCACAGCAGUCGCCCUGGCUCCAGCUUCUCUGCAAGCAGAAAAGGAUAACUGAGCCCAGGACCUGCUG